AUCCUGGCCUGUCCACCGCUUACAGUCCGGGGAAGCGCAGUCCUAGGAUGCUAAAAAACCCAUAAGGGAGCUCGCGCUGGGCUCCCCAAACCCCAUGGCGCAGACACAGGGCGCCGACGCGUCCUGCCCACGACCCGGCUGGCUUUUUCCCCUGGGUGGGAAAGUGGGUCAAUUCUGUUCUAGCCUCGAGUGGGCCUGUAAGGCUCCUGGGUUCUGAGCAAAACCCCCGUCCCUCACUUCCCCACACCUGCUCCUCGGCUUGGCACUGUCCAGAGGCCUGACCAGAGGCAGCGGUGGGGGCAGCUUGCACGCAUGGCUCUGGAGGCUCCGGUUGCUGGUCCAAGCUGCUGCCAGGCUCUAAAGUUCCCAAUUGACCACACCAGUAACUAAAUAUAGGAGCAGCUGGUGCGGACGUGGUGUCGCAGCGGCUCCUGGGACCGCAGACAAGGCACAGGCCCCUUUGUGAACAGGAGACCAGCCUGGGGGCUGGGAACAAGACAUCCACGUCUGUAUGCUGAAGAAGAUGGGUGAGGCUGUGGCCAGAGUUGCAAGGAAGGUCAAUGAGACGGUGGAGAGUGGCUCUGAUACCCUGGACCUGGCCGAGUGCAAACUGGUGUCCUUCCCCAUUGGCAUCUACAAGGUCCUGCGGAAUGUCACCGACCAGAUUCGCCUCAUCACACUGGCCAACAAUGAGCUCACGUCCCUCACCAGCAAGUUCAUGACCACGUUCAGUCAGCUCCGAGAGCUCCACUUGGAAGGGAACUUCCUACAUCGUCUCCCCAGUGAGGUCAGCAGCCUGCAGCACCUCAAGGCCAUUGACCUGUCUCGGAACCAGUUCCAAGACUUCCCUGAGCAGCUCACCACCCUGCCAGCACUGGAAACCAUAAACCUGGAGGAGAAUGAGAUCAUAGAUGUGCCCGUGGAGAAGCUGGCCGCCAUGCCAGCCCUGCAUACCGUCAACCUCCGCUUCAACCCACUGAACGCCGAGGUGCGGGUGAUCGCCCCUCCACUCAUCAAGUUUGACAUGCUCAUGACUCCAGAGGGCGCACGGGCCCCUCCACCUUAGGCAACCCUUUUUGUGCCCACCCAGCAAGGGACAGAGGCCACUGGCCUGGCACCCUGACAGGAGGGAGACUCAUAGGCUCACAGGAGGCCAAGCUUGGGGGAGUAGGGGUGGGUGGGCCGCACAGUCCGCAGUAGGAGGGGGUGCAGCUGGGCCAGGAUAGCUAGCUUAGCACCAUAGUGGACCCUGGAAUGCCCAGGGGGAGGAGGCAAGGGCAGGCUGGAGCCUGGGCUCUGGACACUCAGCUGCUGUGUAAAAUUGGGCAGAUCUCCUGCCCUCUGAGUCUUGUUAAUUGGGAGGAGGAAUGGUGGCAGAAAGCCUUUGCUUCUUUUUGGGCUGAUUGGAGGUUUUACCUCUGCAUCAUCAGACGCCCUCUAAGGCCACAAGUGAACGCUGCUGAGCAUUUUCUGGGCCUCUGCAUUUGAGGCCGUUUCUAGUGCUGUAAGCCAGACAUGGCCUGGGAGGAGUAGGAGAAAUGUCCUUCUAUUUAUUGCUUCUUGAGAACUGAACUUGGUGGGGCCCUUCACGGGUGCCCCAAUCUUGGCCAUGUGGAUCCCCAGGCUGGUGGGAACUGGAACCAGGAAUCCCUAUAGCAGGGCAAGAGUAUUUGUAUAGAAUCCCAGGCAUCGGCUGGACAGGACACUGGGGAGCAAGUCAAGGCAGCUCUGUCCUUUCGUGAUUAAGAAGUCAGUGGGUCUGUAGUUCUGGGUGCUCUCUCCUCCCCGGGAGUGGCCAGUGUACCUGCUCACCACCCCCUAAGCUGCGUGAAGGGCCCAGAGAGCACCAAGCCACCUCUUUGCCUAUGGCUCUGGUCCAAGAUAUUAGAUGGCUCCCCUCUCCAUGGCAGCCGCCUGGCUGCUUUUCCUGACCCCUGGGAGUGAAAGCAUCAUGGACCACUGGAUGCACAGUUAGCCACCACCACCACCACCAGAUCCCCAAUGACCUGACCCUAGACCCUCCGCCUGGUCUAGGAAAUGGCCUUGACCAACCAGCCUGGAGUGCCUAGGAUUGAGAGAUUUCCCAGGUUGUGGGACUGUCAGUGCUAAUGCUGGGAUAGUCCCAGGAGAGGGCUAGGCUGUCACUUCUUCAUAAAGCCUGUGCUUUAGAGAAGCCUGACCUCCUGAUCCCCAGGUAUCUACCUCCCACAUCCUCAGCUGUGCAGCAAGCUGACUCAGAGCUUCCCCCACUGGCCUGCACCUUCAUCUAGGUCUGGGCUCUUGAUGCCCCGGGACUUGGGCACAGCUGGGCCACUUCACCUGCCCUAGUGUCAAGCUGUUCAGAGCUCAGACCACUGCUCAGAGCAGGAACUUUGUCUCAGAAUGCCCCCCAUGUCCCUUCCCCUUCCCAGGUUUCCUGUCUCUUGGCAAGAGCUGACAGGUUGGACCUCACAGGGUACUCAGUAUCCCUUGUUCACUCUAUUCCUAUCCUAAAGCCUGGUCAGCCAAACUCUGGGAAAAGGGCUUUUAGGUAAGGAGGUCCGGACCUGGUCUCCACAGCUACUGAGUUCAGUUGGGAACACUGGGGACAAGUGAAGGGCUAAAGUGCAGUCCAGGUUGGAAUGGCCCCUUCCACCAUGUGUCUUGGAGUAUACUUGUUGAAGAAGAGGCCGCUUCUAGGAUGCACAAAGGUAUCAUACAUCUGGAGCCUUGCAACUUCAAGUGUGGUCUGUGGACCGGCAACAGCAACAUCACCCAAAGCCUGUGAUAGAUGCAGUCCUGGCCAGGCAUGGUGGUGCACAGCUGUAAUCCAAGCACUCAGGAGGUUGAGGCAGAAGGAUCCAGAGUAUGAGGCCAGCCUGGGCAACUUAGUGAAACACUGUCUAAAAACAAAAAAGGAAAAAGAAAAAAAGUGCAGGGUCUCAGACCUGCCCAGACUUUCUGAGUGUCUUCAUUCUCACAAUAUUCCAGCCCAUUCCUUUGGGUACUAUUGAGAGGCAAGAUCAUAGGGGUGACCUGGACAUGUCCUGGGAGUGGAGGAUCUGAGUAUUCAGCCUCCCCUGGAUCCAGUCCUGGCAGACCUUGACCUCUUAGAUCUUUCCAAAGUCUGCAUGACAGUCGCAGCAAAGGAAAUGACUGCGGUCACCAGGACAUGAGGGUUGGAUUAGCCUGCUCUCUACCCUGCCUCUCUGGUUUGCCUCUGCAUGCCCAGUUCUUCCCCAUAAGUCUUUUGGAGGGGCUGCUUCUGGAAGUUGUUUUCUACUGUGCUUGGACAGUGUGCCCUUGCCUCUCUGGGCAAGCUUGGGCAGUCGAAGAAGCCCGCAAAUCUGGGCUCACAGUGUGAGUGAGCCCUAGCAUCAGUCUGCAAUAAAGAAUGUGUUGGUCUCAUCUGCCUGGUUGGUGUUUGAUUCUCCCUGCAUAAAGCUCCAGGAGCUAGUACCCACAAAAAGCAAAACAAAUCAAAACAAAAACCAGAUUUUCAGCCCACCCUAGAGCUACGAGUCAAAAUCCCAGGCUGGCUUGGGGCCCAGUACACAGUCU
Messenger RNA from Castor canadensis (American beaver), 3540 nucleotides. It is a transcript of the gene Lrrc20, whose product is annotated as leucine rich repeat containing 20. NCBI's taxonomy places the organism in Eukaryota, Metazoa, Chordata, Mammalia, Rodentia, Castoridae. The record is from RefSeq and is a predicted model, not a curated record. Gene Ontology annotation, molecular function: protein binding. Gene Ontology annotation, cellular component: cytoplasm.